AUGGGUGCCUCACUCUCUCUACUCGACCCUAAGCUCCAGGCAAUUUCGUUGCUCAGUCAUGAGUCAACUCAGCACCGAACUACUGCUCCAGUCACAAAGGACUUGAGGUCUUUCAUCGAGCUUCAGCUCACGUCAGUCCUUGAUGAACUCAACUAUGCCACGCCCGCUGUUACAGAUAACAGUGCCAUUUGGGAAGGCAUGCGCCUGUACGCUGAUAAAACAGGUGUACCAUAUGACGAAGGCACGCAUUCAGGGAAAUGUUUCAGGGUUGGUUACAACUAUCCAGUCCUAUGCUUCCCUCAUCAUCCUCUUGAGGUCCAAGUAUUCAUCGGCAUAUAUUCCUGGCUUGGUCUCCUUCUUGAUGACGAGGCUGCAACAUAUCUUGAUGACUUCCAAUUGUUUCAUGCACGAUUCUGUGCGGGAGAGAAACAGUCAAUCCCUCUGCUACAGGGCUGGGCAGACUUGAUGCAUGAGGUAUUCAAGUACUGGGACGCUACCGUCGCCAACUUUAUCGUCUCGGCGUCCCUUAACUUCCUGACUGCUUGUGCACUCCAAGCUCGAGAUGGCUUUACUCAGAUGAAACGCACUAAGGCUGGACAUAGUUGGGCCUGGUUCAUGCGUGACAAAGAUGGCGUCGGAGAAGCUUAUGCUUGGUUCGCCUUUCCGAAAGCACUUUGUCCAGACAUUUCCCAAUUCUUGGAGAUGAUACCUGAUCUCUCUGCCUGGAUCGGCCUCACGAAUGAUGUACUCUCCUUUUGGAAGGAAGAGAAGGCCGGAGAAACUCAAAAUUACAUCCAUAGUAGAGGAUGGUAUGAGAGUAAAGAUGCGUGGUCUACAUAUGAAGACAUAGUUGACGAGGUGAAGAUGAAAGCUCGAGACAUCUAG
Messenger RNA from Fusarium coffeatum, 885 nucleotides. RefSeq lists its product as uncharacterized. The transcript has 4 exons. Bases 1 to 885 code for a protein of 294 amino acids. Lineage: Eukaryota; Fungi; Ascomycota; Sordariomycetes; Hypocreales; Nectriaceae. Gene Ontology annotation, molecular function: carbon-oxygen lyase activity, acting on phosphates. The record is from RefSeq and is a predicted model, not a curated record.